This is a messenger RNA of Cavenderia fasciculata, 237 nucleotides long. RefSeq lists its product as uncharacterized. NCBI's taxonomy places the organism in Eukaryota, Evosea, Eumycetozoa, Acytosteliales, Cavenderiaceae. Gene Ontology annotation, cellular component: Golgi membrane; COPII-coated ER to Golgi transport vesicle; endoplasmic reticulum membrane. Gene Ontology annotation, biological process: endoplasmic reticulum to Golgi vesicle-mediated transport. The record is from RefSeq and is a predicted model, not a curated record. The transcript is spliced from 3 exons. The coding region runs from base 1 to 237 and encodes 78 amino acids.
AUGUUCUCAUUAUUUGGAUUCUUAAAGUCAUUGUUACUCUUUACAAAUGCUUUAGCAAUCUUGAAUGAAAGAUUCUUAAAUAAAAUUGGAUGGAGUGUAAGAAAUGAUCAACCAAUGGACUAUGACUCUUUCAAAUACAAAUGUGUUACCCUUUUAUACAACUUGCGAUUCUUUUUCAGAUUACCAUUGGUUUGUUUUAAUAGUAUAGUUAUUGUAUUCUUACUCAUAUUUGGUUAA